This is a messenger RNA of Dentiscutata heterogama, 383 nucleotides long. The record is from the annotation of a GenBank genome assembly. NCBI's taxonomy places the organism in Eukaryota, Fungi, Glomeromycota, Glomeromycetes, Diversisporales, Gigasporaceae.
ACAUUGAAGACAUUCAAGGCCUAUCAAAUAUUUCAGACGAAUUAAGUGAAUUCAAACGUGCUUGUUUGAAAACUAAUGAUAAGCACGUUGUCCUCAAAAUUUUAAAACAUGAAGAAGAUAAAUAUUACGAUAUAUUUAACAGAGAAAUAAAAAUUUUUAAAGAAAUUGACUCCAAUGAAAACGUGAUCAAAUUUUUGGGGGUUACUAAAGGCCUUUAUAAGAAUUUUUAUUCUAUAGUUCUUGAGUAUUGUGGUGAAAACAACUUAAGUCAAGAUUUAAAAAAAGUUUCAAAAAAAGAUUGGGCUUGUAAAAUAAAUAUGGCUAAAGGCCUUGCCAAUGGCUUAAAAUUUGUCCAUGCUGAGAAAAUUAUACUUUGCAACUUG